CUUUGUUUGUUUGUACGCCACACUGAGUCACUUGUUAAUCCAUCUUUAAUCCAUUUUCCACCAGGUUAUAAAACAGGCUGUUUCACAAGGUUUCAUAUGCAGACAGCUGGUGUAAAUUUCUUCCUGUUUUUUUAUUAAAUCACUUCGGACAACUUUGGUGAUGCACAUUGCCCUUUGUCCUAUGUCAGUUUGAAGAUAGUGGCUCAGAAGAUUACUCUGUUUCCAUGCACCACACAGCGUAAACACAUCCGUAAAGAUCACAGAGAGAGGAAAGAGGCAUAGCAAAAACCUACCAAGCAAAUGUAGCUAAUCUAGCUAUCAAAUUCCCACAAGGCGGAAGUCAAAUACUGUUCCUGCCCUGGCUUGCCCUCCCUUCUUUCUGCCCUUCUCUCCUUUGAGCAGUCAAACAAAGAAGCUACAGCCUACAGCAACAUUCUCAAACCGAGGAACCCAUCUCAGUGGUGGGUGUGUGUGUGUGUUCACAGGGCUGAUCUAGGUCAGAGGACAGUAGUAUUUGUCUGCCCAUGAGAAGGGAAUUACGACCUCUAAAAUGAGUCUCUCUGCAGAGAGAGAGGAGGGGUACAGUUUUUCAAAAAAUAUUGUCUCAGGCGAGAAAGAGGAGCAGGAGAGACCCGUGUCUCCUGUACCCAGCUGUGUGUCCAUGAAGAGUGACAUGUCAAUCGAUGCUCCAUAUAACUUCAGUAAAGAACCAUUGUCCAGUGAACAGGGGGUCCAUCAGGAGAGACCAGCGUCUCCUGUAACCAGCUGUGUGUCUAUGAAGAGUGGCCAGUCUAUGGGACCACCAAUCAACUUUUCCAGUGAACAGGGGAUCCAACAAGAGAGACCAGUGUCUCCUGUACCCAGCUGUUUGUCUAUGAAGAGUGACAAGUCUAUGGACCUGCCAAUGAGGUUCAGUAAUGAACCACUUAUGUCAAAUAAAAGGGUCCCUCCACUCCCUCAGCAGAUACAGGACUGUCCUCCUUCCUGCACUGUGUCCAUGGAGCCAUAUGAAGGAGCGAAUGUCUUACCCGUAGAUCAGAAAAUGCACCAAAAUGUCAGUGCUGAGGCAGAAAUUCAAGAGAAGCUCAAAUCAACUCUGAAGAAGAGAUUUCAGUGUGUUUUUGAGGGACUAGCACAGCAAGGAAACCCUACACUUCUCAAUGACAUCUACACAGAGAUUUAUAUCACUGAAGGUGGAAGUGGAAAGGUCAAUAAUGACCAUGAGAUAAUACAGAUUGAGGCAGCAUCCAGGAGACCAGCAACACAAGAUACACCAAUCAAAUGUAAUGACAUCUUUAAACCCUUACCUGGACAAGACAGGCAUAUAAAAGCUGUGUUGACAAAGGGAGUCGCUGGCAUUGGAAAGACCAUUUCCGUGCAGAAGUUUAUUCUGGACUGGGCCGAAGGAAAAGCCAAUAAGGAUAUUCAGUUCAUAUUUCCACUUCCUUUUCGUGAGCUGAAUUUGAGGAGGACGGAGAGAUGCAGUUUGAUGGAACUUUUACAAUCUUUUUUCAUGGAAAUUAAAGAAUCCAAAAUGAUUAACUAUGAUGAGUGCAAAGUCCUGUUUGUAUUUGAUGGUCUGGAUGAGUGUCGACUCCCUCUUGACUUCCAGAACAAUAAGACCUGUUUUGAUGUCUCAGAGUCAACCUCAGUCGAUGUGCUGCUGACAAACCUUAUUAAAGGGAAUCUGUUACCCUCUGCGCUUCUCUGGACAACCUCCCGACCUGCAGCAGCCAAUCAGAUCCCUCCUGAGUGUGUUGACCAGGUGACAGAGGUACGAGGGUUCAAUGACCCACAGAAGGAGGAGUACUUCAGGAAGAGAUUCAGUGAUGAGAACCUGGCCAGCAGAAUCAUCUCACACAUUAAAUCCUCAAAGAGUCUCUACAUCAUGUGCCACAUACCAGUUUUCUGUUGGGUUUCAGCCACUGUUCUAGAGAGAAUGUUGGGUGAAGCAGAGAGUAGAGAGAUCCCCAAGACUCUGACUCAAAUGUGCACACACUUCCUGAUCUUUCAGACCAAACAGAGUAGUAAAAAGUAUCUAGGAGAAGAUUACAAUGAUCACCACUGGAAUACAUUAAUGAUAAUGAAACUGGGGAAACUGGCUUAUCAACAGCUGGAAAAAGGUAAUCUGAUCUUCUACGAGGAAGACCUAAGAGGAUGUGGCAUUGAUGUCACAGAAGCAUCCGUGUACUCAGGAGUGUGCACACAGAUCUUUAGAGAGGAGAAAGGGCUGUGCCAGGGGAAGGUAUACUGCUUUGUACAUCUUAGCAUUCAGGAGUUUUUAGCUGCUUUGUAUGUGUUUCUCACAUUCAAAAACAGCAAUGUAAAUCUUCUCUCUCAAGGUGUAAAUAUUAAGACAAUGUCAGGAGAAACACCUGCAUUGUUUCUACACAAAAGUGCAGUGGACAAGGCCUUACAAAGUAUGAAUGGACACCUGGACCUGUUCCUCCGUUUCCUUCUGGGCCUAUCGCUGGAGUCCAAUCAAACUCUCUUACAAGGCUUACUGUCACAAACAGAAAGCAAGUCCCAAAGCAGUGAGGAAACAGCCAAGUACAUAAAGAUGAAGAUCAGGAAGAAUCCCUCUCCAGAGAGGUGCAUCAACCUGUUCCACUGUCUGAAUGAACUGAAUGACAUUUCUCUAGUGGAGGAGAUUCAAAGCUAUCUGAGCUCAGGAAGUCUCUCAAAAGCUGAACUGUCACCUGCACAGUGGUCCGCUCUGGUCUUUGUUUUGCUGACUUCAGUGGAGAAGCAGGAUGUGUUCGAACUGAGAAAGUAUUUCAGAUCAGAGGAGGGUCUUCUUAGGCUGCUACCAGUGGUUAAAGCCACCAGAACAGCAAUCCUGAAAGAUUGUAACUUGACUGAAAGAUGCUGUAAGUCUUUGGCUUCAGCUCUCAGAUCGAACUCUUCUUCACUGAGAGAGCUGGACCUGAGUGACAAUAAACUGCAGGAUCCAGGAGUGAAGCUGCUCUCUGAUGGAUUGAAGAGUCCAGGUUGUAAAUUGAAGACACUGAGGCUGAAGAGCUGUGGUACCACAAAGGUUGGCUGUGCUUCUCUGGCUUCAGCUCUAAGGUCAAACUCCUCACACCUGAGAGAGCUGGAUCUGAGCAGGAAUAUCCUUGGAGACUCUGGGCUAAAGCUGCUCUCUACUGUACUGGAGGAUCCACACUGUAAACUGGACAUACUGAGCCUUUCUGGUUGUGGAGUCACAGAAGAGGGCUGUACUUCUCUGGCUUCAGCUCUGAGGUCAAACCCCUCACACCUGAGAGAACUCGACCUGACUGACAACCAACCAGGAGACUCGGGAGUGAAGCUGCUCUCUGCUGUCCUGGAAAAUCCACAGUGUAAAUUGCAAAAACUGAAGCUGUAUAACUCUAAAACCACAGAGGAAGGAUGUCAUUAUCUGGCUUCAGCUCUGAUGACAAACCCCUCACACCUGAGAGAGCUUGACCUAGGUGGAAAUAAGUUAAGAGACUCAGGAAUUAACCAUCUCUCUGCUGCACUGAAGGAACCACAAUGUAAACUGGAAACACUUAGGAUGUUAAGCUGUGGAGUCACAGAGGAGAGCUGUGCUUCUCUGGCUUCAGCUCUGAGGUCAAACCCCUCACAUCUGAGAGAGCUGGACCUGACCAACAACCAACCAGGAGACUCAGGUGUGAAGAUGCUCUCUGCUGUCCUGGAGGAUCCACUCUGUAAACUGGAAAGACUUUCGCUGAAAUGCUGUAACCUCACUGAGAAAUGCUGUGGGUCUCUGGCCUCAGCUCUCAGCUCAAACUCCUCUAGUCUGAGAGAGCUGCACCUGAGUCACAAUAACCUACAGGAUUCAGGAGUGAAGCUGCUCUCUGCUGGACUGGGGAAUACACACUGUAAAGUGGAAAAACUGGGGCUGUCAUGUUGUUGGGUCACAUGGGAAGGCUGUGCCUCUUUGGCUUCAGCUCUGAGGUCAAACCCCUCACACCUGAGAGAGCUAGAUCUACAAAUGAAUAAACCAGGAGACUCAGGGAAGAAGAUGCUCUCUGAUGUCUUGGAGGAUCCACUCUGUAAACUGGAGAAACUUACUGUAUAAUGUACUCUGUACAACGUUUUUGACUGAUAAAACUAUUAUGGUACAUUU
Molecule: messenger RNA, 4111 nt
Organism: Salvelinus fontinalis (brook trout)
Lineage: Eukaryota; Metazoa; Chordata; Actinopteri; Salmoniformes; Salmonidae
Product: NACHT, LRR and PYD domains-containing protein 12-like
Exons: 13
Coding region: 551-4063 (1170 amino acids)
Molecular function (GO): protein binding
Source: RefSeq, a predicted model, not a curated record